AUGCAGCGGCACUCAGAGGAACUAGAAAAUAAGCACAACGAGGGUGUUGAGAAGUCGAGUGCGAAGGAACGGCAACUCUCCGUUGAGGGAAGCGACAGUUCGGUAGUUGACGUCUCAGAGGAGUUGUUGAAUGCAGAAGUGUUUCCUAUCUCCAAAGUUUUGCCACAGGAUUUCCAUGUCCCAGAGCUUACACCAUUGGAAAAUAGAGAGGGAACGCUGCUGUUUACCGACGAUCGUGAUUACUGGCCGUCGCCAGUUGCUGUACGACAUCUUCGCGAUAGCAGCGACAACAGCGUACGAGUGCGACCAAGUCGAUUUUCCAUCGAUAAUUCAUGUUUCGACUUAGGUGACAAUUCUACAGAGGCUUCGUUGGCUGGAACACCUAUCGAAAAGGUUCGCGAGAAUAAGACCCUUAUAACUAAGUUUAUUAUGUGA
This is a messenger RNA of Strongylus vulgaris, 435 nucleotides long. NCBI's taxonomy places the organism in Eukaryota, Metazoa, Nematoda, Chromadorea, Rhabditida, Strongylidae. The record is from the annotation of a GenBank genome assembly.